AUGGAAAAAAAAGAAGAUAAUGUUAUGAGAGAAAUUAAAGUAAACAAGUUGAUUCUCAAUAUUUGUGUGGGAGAAUCUGGUGAUAGACUAACAAGAGCGGCAAGAGUUUUAGAACAAUUGACUGAACAAAAACCAAUUUUCGGAAAAUGCCGAUUUACAAUUCGAUCUUUUGGUGUUAGAAGAAAUGAAAAAAUAUCGUGUUUUGUAACAGUUCGAGGGAAAAAAGCUUUAGAAAUUUUAGAAAAAGGAUUAAAAGUUAAAGAAUAUGAAUUACGAAGAAAAAAUUUUUCAGAUACUGGUAACUUUGGAUUCGGUAUUCAAGAACACAUUGACCUUGGAAUUAAAUACGACCCAUCUACUGGUAUAUAUGGAAUGGAUUUUUAUGUACAUUUAUCUAGACCUGGAUAUAGAGUUACACGUAGAAGAAGAAAAAGAUCAACUAUUUCAAAAACACACAAAGUAACAAAAGAAGAUGCAAUGAAAUGGUUUCAAACCAAAUUUGAUGGGAUAUUAUUAAAAUAA
This is a messenger RNA of Plasmodium berghei ANKA, 522 nucleotides long. Its product is annotated as 60S ribosomal protein L11a, putative. The transcript has 2 exons. NCBI's taxonomy places the organism in Eukaryota, Apicomplexa, Aconoidasida, Haemosporida, Plasmodiidae. Gene Ontology annotation, cellular component: ribosome; cytosolic large ribosomal subunit. The record is from RefSeq and is a predicted model, not a curated record. Bases 1 to 522 code for a protein of 173 amino acids. Gene Ontology annotation, biological process: translation. Gene Ontology annotation, molecular function: structural constituent of ribosome; RNA binding.